CCGCCAAAAAUAAACACCACCGAAGAAGCAGAUGACGACAGCGAAGAAGAACAACAAGCACAGCGAGUAUAUACAAAUACCUCACAUUUUUACAUUGUAAAAUAUGUUUUUGGCGUAUUAGGGAAUAAUUGGGCACAUUGUGAAAAAAAGAAAUGUCGGACAGCUUGUGCAUGAACCGUCUGUGAAAGUGGAAAUCUGAAAUAAAGCGGCGUGCUGGAUAGCUAGCAGGAUUAGCUAGCUGCUGUGAACGAGCCCGGGCUGUUUUGGUGCACAGGGUAGACAUGUCUUCAGAGCUGACUAUAGACAUCCAGCUAACAGAGUUGGGCUUUUCUAGCUGGGAUUUUCAAGUUUUGAAGCAGAAAGAGACACAGCAGACGUCAGACCUGGAAUAUGCUUCAUCAUCAUCAUCAUCAUCAUCAUCAUCAUCACCACCACCAUUAACAACCUCAUCAUUAUCAACUUUCAGGGCAACAUCAUGGUCGUGUCCAAGGCGGGUGGAAACCCUUGGGGAUGAGGAAACAGAGCCAGAUCUCGGAUCUGUUGUCUCUUCAAACUCCUUUCCCAGUGAUCAUGGCUCUCAGGUUAAUGGCACUUUAGUUCCUGUAGAUCCCACAGAGACUGAUGCGGGGGGAUGCACCAAGACUUUCACUGAUUGCGAAGAACAAAGUGGGCAUGUGGGAGAAAAAAGGCAGCAUCCUUGGCAUGAUGAGAUGGCGGAUGAGCCACUAAUAAAGGAGAAGAAAAAAAAAAUGGACGAAGAUCAAGGAAAACAAGACGAGUUCGUGGACGAAGGAGCUCAGAUCGACGUUGUGGUUUCAGGGGACGAAGAAGAAAACGUGGAGGAGGAAGAUGAGGACGAGGAGGAGGAAGAUGGCGACGAAGAAGCAGAUGAUUACGAUGACGACUUGACUGAAGACGAGGACUGCGAUGACGGGUUGUCUUCAGACACGAAUGGUUCAGACGAGCACCGUUGCCAGGUGUGCAGCCUCACAUUUUCCACAACAUUCCUCCUACAUGAGCAUUUGCAAGUACACAAUGGCGUGCGUCUCUACCAAUGCGCUGAAUGCGGCAAGCGGUUCUGCCAUCAAACGAACUACCGCAAGCACCUGCGAUCGCACUCACAAGCCUUGGCCAACCAGUGCAUCAUUUGCAUGUCCAAGUUCCCAAACCAAGAGGAGCUGCAGAAUCAUCUGGACACGAACCACUUCGAGGACAAGUUCUUUCAGUGCGAUCUUUGCAAGCGCAUUUUCACUGGCAUGGCAGAGUGCAAGAAGCACGUGCAAACGCACAAGCGGCCCGCGAAGCGCUACCCGUGCCCGAAAUGCGAACGCAGCUUUCACCACCGCAGCUCGAUGCUCUACCACCUCAAGCGGCACAAAAAAGGCGUCUUCGUUUGCACCGACUGCGGCCUGGCGUUCUCUACUAAAGCCGUCCUCCUGCGCCACAGCUUUCAUCACCUCGGCCUUCUGCCCUACACCUGCAUACGCUGCAAACGCCAUUUCCGCUUAUCGUCCCAGUACAUGAAGCACGAGUGUAAACCGGAACAGUUGCAAUGCGUGGCAUGUCUCGGCAUCUUUAAGAGCAAAGAGGACUUCCUGAAGCACAAGAAGGACACCGGUUGCUGGGGCCACCAGACGGCGCUCAACACAAAGACGAAUGACAUCCGCUGUAUGGAGUGUGGGCAUGUCUUCGACAGUUCAGAGGAACUGAAGAAGCAUGCGGGGACGCAUCAGAGGGUCAUGAGGUGCUCGGAGUGUGGAAUGGGUUUCCGCUCGUCAAUUAUGCUCAUGUCGCACAUGGGGGGUCAUGCGGCUAAUCGGCCGUGUCUCUGUCAAGAGUGCGGCCUGGGCUUCUGUCAUCAACAGGCUUACGACAGUCACCUGAAAACCUGUGGGCUUGUGAAUCCAGCAGAGAUUGCAACAAAGAAGCAAAAGAAAGACGCAAAUCCGAAGAAGAAGGAAGCCGUGACCAUCCCUAAAACAAAGGAGAUUCAAUCCGUGCCACAGCUCGUGCCCAUGCAUCCAACUACCGUACUAAACGGCCAAACCAAACCUCCCGAAGCUCUGACCACAAUCACGUUGAAUAAUGAGCCUCUUACUCCUGUCCCCCUGGUGAUGCUUCUGCCUGUAUCCUCUACGACCAAGCCCAAAAGCAUCCCCAAUUCGGACGUCGCCAAGAAACGUGUUUCCGCCCCACAACUCAUUCACAUUCCAUUAGCCUUGAAUAACCGCUCUGUAAGUAAAGAGUCGGACAAAACAGUGUUGAUUAAAGACCUAGCUAGUCCUGUGCCUGGCUCGAACAUUUUAAUACCUCUGACAUCUCUGAAAAGCGGAAAAGCAGAAUGGACGGUAGUAGAGGUCCGAGCACGUCUGGUUCAGUAACCACGAUAUACACCAUCAAAAAGGAGACGGAACAAGUGCUGGACACGAACGCGAAGCAGCCGGACGCAAAGAACGAACUGAAAAAGAACGUUUUGUCCAACUUGGAGAUCCUGCAAAUCCUGAACAUGCUGAAGAAAAACGGUGGUGGUGAUGCAAGAAAGGAAAAUACAUCAAGCCUCAUCUCUGUAGUAUCAGUCAAUUCUGAGAUGAAAGCAGGUGAUGAAAAGCAGAGCGGGUCGAGGAUGGAAAACGGUGACCCCUCACUUAUAAAGAGCAGCGACGCCUGGUUUAAAACAAACACAGUGACUGAUCGUCCCACCGCUGCAAAACUGCAACCUCAGUCCUCCUACUCCGAUUCUUCAGCAGUAAUGGGUGACAGUUCAGCAGUUAAAAAGCAGCCCGAAAAAGAUCAAAUGCCCAAAUCUGCGAUUCCUUCACCACCCAAAAUCUCCUCGAAACCAGACAAGCUAUCGUCAAAGAGAAAUGAACACAAGACAGACAAAAGCACCGAGGAGAAAGACUUGGGGGUGGAAAGGGCAGGCACGAGGUUAGGUGACGACUCCGAUGUAAUGCAGUGUGAAGUUUGCGGGGAAAUGAUUUCGGAAAAGGACUUGGACCAACACAAUGGGAAACAUUCAGCCUGUUUCUAGGUGGCGGGUUUUCUUAAAGCUCGAAAUGAAUGAUUCAGGUUCAUCUACCGUAAGAACCUUUUGUAAAAAUGGACGAUUUAAAAAAAAAAAAAAAAGAAAGAGAGGCUCUCCUCCAUUUAGUUGAAACUUUUAAUUUAAAUCAUAGAAAAAAUCUUUAUUAAAUCCAGUAUUAUCGGCGCUCGGGAUGAGACUGAAUCAAUGAAACCGUACAACAAUAUCGCUGAAACGUUUGAACUGUUUCUGCAGACGAUUUGCACAAAAAAAAAACAUUGAAUUGCAAUAAUA
Silurus meridionalis is the source of this 3316-nucleotide messenger RNA. Its product is annotated as zinc finger protein 572. NCBI's taxonomy places the organism in Eukaryota, Metazoa, Chordata, Actinopteri, Siluriformes, Siluridae. The coding region runs from base 282 to 2381 and encodes 699 amino acids. The record is from RefSeq and is a predicted model, not a curated record. The transcript has 4 exons.